AUGUCGACGGGGGCACCGCCCCUGAGUGCGGAUAUCGCACCGGUCAAUGGAAAUACACAUGCACACGGUCACAGUCGUGGCCGUGGGCAUACUCGAUCUCGCUAUGCCCAACCCCCGCCGGCCCCUCUCUCGCUGGACCUCUCCAAUGCUCCCCAACCGCCACCGGACAUGACCGACUCUGUCAAUGGCAAUGGCUCAUACGGACACGCCUCCCAGCCAUCCUGGUCUCAGCAUAACCACAAUGACUCCCAUUCUCACGGUCACAGCCAUUCCCACUCCCACUCCCACCCCCAUUCGCUUGCGCACCACGGCCAUACCCACAGCGUGUCCUCAAUUCACCAUGACGCGCCACACGCUCAUGAUAUGAACCUACAAGCUACUUCUGUGAAUUCAGAGACUAGCUCCAAUCAAGUGCAUGAAGUGCUAGCCGGCGCCCUAAUUGCAUUGCCUUGGAUAGCACUGUCCUGGUACCCAAGGAAAUGCGCGCAGCAGAACGCAGGCGAUCUAGAUGCCUCUGAAACAACACACAAAAGCUCCGUCGGAACCGUCGAACAGGUCGGACAAAAGGCCUGCAUCUUGACCGCAGUUACGCUUCUUCUCUUCGGAUUCCUUCAAUUGAUACGCUUGAACAGGUAUGCCGAUGGCUCUAAGGGCCUCUCUUCCAUGAAAUUCCCGACACCCAGUGCUCAGAGUGGUCAAGCUGCUUUCCUGCAGAUAUGCUCGGUUGGACUACCCAUAUAUGCAGCACUGAAAGUAGGAGGAUUCCUAGUUGCCUUCGCACUUCUUCUUGCGACGGCUACCGGGAUGCCUAAGCUAGUCGCUUCGGAUCCUCGCAUUGCUGUACAGGAAAGAUACAACCGGAAAAUUUUCACGAUUUCGCUUUUGGGAACGGCUACUGUGUUAAGCUAUCUAGGCCUGAACAAAACGUGGGAUGCGUGGCCAUUGACUGGGUAUCUUGCUUUGGUACUCUCAGUAUUCGCCAUCUCCCCUCCUUUCCCUGCUCUUCGCCGUCAAGGACCCAUUCCAGAGCCAGGCCUCGUUGCUGAGUCACUUUCAAAGGACAAAGCCUCGGGUCUCAGCCAAUCUACUGUCAUUGUUACGACCGAUGCUCCUCUCGCUCUGGUAUCGGGAGGUUUCCUCCUUGUUCUAGCCAUGAUUGCCUCCGGAGGCUUACCUUUUGGUUUGGCGGACUCGAUCUAUGUUCUGGCCCCGGCCGGGCUCCUUGCAACCGCACUGGUAUUUUCAUCCCCCGCUGGUAUCCGAUCAUCUAGCAAGGUUGGUCUUGCAGUGGCUACUGGAUCCGCGGCCCUUCUUUCCUCUCCACAUAUCCAUGAUGAUAUUAUGAUGGUCUAUGUUGCGCGCUGUAUUCUAGCUGCCCUUUCCUUCUUUGCCUCCAGGAUGGACGAUAAGCAUUUGCGCCUGGAUGCGCAUUCACACAGCCAUACACACCAUCACCACAAUCACUCCCACGGCCCUACAGAGGCGGGCGCAGUGACAAAGUGGCUUCUGCAUCGCAGCGAGCCCUAUCCACUGCUCUAUAGCAUUCUGAAGGAGAAGGACUCCCGUAGUAUCUUCUACUUCAUGUGCCUGAACUUCACCUUCAUGCUUGUCCAAUUAUCCUACGGAUUCCUGACCGGCUCCCUUGGACUGCUCAGCGACAGUAUUCAUAUGUUUUUCGACUGCCUUGCCCUGGUUGUAGGACUAUGCGCAGCUGUGAUGAGCAAAUGGCCUCCGAAUGCCCGAUUCCCCUACGGCUAUGGUAAAGUUGAUACUUUGUCCGGGUUCGCCAACGGAAUUUUUCUCAUGAUCAUCAGCGUGGAAAUAAUCUACGAAGCGGUGGAGCGGCUGUCAUCGGGAAGCGAAAUGCACCGCAUCGGCGAACUUCUCGCAGUCAGCUUCGCUGGAUUACUUGUGAACCUGGUCGGCAUUUUUAGCUUCGAGCACGGCCACCACCAUCACGGACACGACCACGGCCACGAUCACUCCCACGGUAACGAAAAUAUGCACGGUAUCUUCCUGCACAUUCUCGCCGAUACCCUCGGUUCCGUGGCCGUGGUUAUCUCGACCAUUCUGGUGCACUACUCUGGCUGGUCCGGGUACGACCCGCUCGCAUCGUGCUUUAUUGCCAUCUUGAUCUUUGCCUCGGCGGUUCCUCUCGUCACCAGUACCGCCAAAAGCUUACUGCUGACUCUGCCCGCGGACACGGAGUAUAAUGUUCGUGAAACACUGGCCGGGGUGAGUACCCUGCGUGGGGUGGUUAGCUACACAGUACCGAAAUUUUGGCUCGACGAUACCGGGUCGUCGUCCGACGGACACUCCCACGAACAUGACCAUUCCGGAGGAUGUGACCAUGGCCACGAACAUGGGCAUCAGCACAAUCACAGUCACAGCCAAAGCCACGGUCACAGCCACAAUCACAGCCACGCCCACGAUCAUGACGAUCAUGCCCACGCCCACGAUCACGAUCACGACCACGACCACGCGCAUGAACAUAAGAAACUGAAGGUUUUCGGUGUAAUCCACGUGAUAGCAUCCCGAGGCUCCGACCUUGAAGAUGUCCGCCAACGAACGGAGAGCUACCUUCGAGAGCAAAGCAUGGAUAUUGUCGUUCAAGUGGAGCGCGAUGGGGAUAGCCGGUGCUGGUGUGGUGGUGGGAGCAAGUCCCCCUAG
Molecule: messenger RNA, 2670 nt
Organism: Penicillium cosmopolitanum
Lineage: Eukaryota; Fungi; Ascomycota; Eurotiomycetes; Eurotiales; Aspergillaceae
Product: metal cation transporter MSC2
Exons: 4
Coding region: 1-2670 (889 amino acids)
Biological process (GO): transmembrane transport; zinc ion transport; intracellular zinc ion homeostasis
Cellular component (GO): Golgi apparatus; membrane
Molecular function (GO): zinc ion transmembrane transporter activity
Source: RefSeq, a predicted model, not a curated record